This is a messenger RNA of Myotis lucifugus (little brown bat), 2226 nucleotides long. It is a transcript of the gene DHCR7, whose product is annotated as 7-dehydrocholesterol reductase. Gene Ontology annotation, biological process: brassinosteroid biosynthetic process; cholesterol biosynthetic process. The transcript has 7 exons. Gene Ontology annotation, molecular function: 7-dehydrocholesterol reductase activity. The record is from RefSeq and is a predicted model, not a curated record. Gene Ontology annotation, cellular component: endoplasmic reticulum membrane. The coding region runs from base 1 to 1422 and encodes 473 amino acids. Lineage: Eukaryota; Metazoa; Chordata; Mammalia; Chiroptera; Vespertilionidae.
AUGGCUGCAAGAUUCCGGCCCAGCGCUCCCCACACCAGUGCUGCCAGCAGCGUGGCCGCGGCCCAGGCCCAGGGGCAGUGGGGCCGCGCCUGGGAGGUGGACUGGUUCUCCCUGGCGAGCAUCCUGUUCCUGCUGCUGUUCGCGCCCUUCAUCGUGUACUUCUUCAUCAUGGCGUGCGACCAGUACGCCUGCUCGCUGACGGCGCCCGUGCUGGACCUGGCCGCCGGCCGCGUGCGCCUCUCCGACAUCUGGGCCAAGACGCCGGCCGUGACGAAGGAAGCCGCCCAGAUCUACGCCCUGUGGGUCUCGUUCCAGGUGCUGCUGUACGUGGCGCUCCCUGACGUCUGCCACCGGUUCCUGCCCGGCUACGUGGGCGGCGUCCAGGAGGGCGCGGUGACUCCCGCAGGGGUCAUCAACAAGUACGAGAUCAACGGCCUGCAGGCCUGGCUCAUCACGCACCUGCUCUGGCUCGCCAACGCCCGCUUCCUCUCCUGGUUCCCUCCCACCAUCAUCUUCGACAACUGGAUCCCGCUGCUGUGGUGCGCCAACAUCCUGGGCUACGCCGUGUCCACCUUCGCCAUGAUCAAGGGCUACCUGUUCCCCACCAACGCCCGCGACUGCAAAUUCACGGGCAACUUCUUCUACAACUAUAUGAUGGGCAUUGAGUUCAACCCCCGGAUCGGGAAGUGGUUCGACUUCAAGCUGUUCUUCAACGGGCGCCCGGGCAUCGUGGCCUGGACGCUCAUCAACCUGUCCUUCGCGGCCAAGCAGCGGGAGCUGCACGGCCACGUGACCAACUCCAUGGUGCUGGUCAACGUGCUGCAGGCCAUCUACGUGCUGGACUUCUUCUGGAACGAGGCCUGGUACCUGAAAACCAUCGACAUCUGCCACGACCACUUCGGCUGGUACCUGGGCUGGGGCGACUGCGUCUGGCUGCCCUACCUCUACACGCUGCAGGGCCUGUACCUGGUGUACCACCCGGUGCAGCUGGCGGCCCCGCACGCGGCGGGCGUGCUGCUGCUGGGCCUGCUCGGCUACUACGUCUUCCGCGUGGCCAACCACCAGAAGGACCUCUUCCGCCGCACGGACGGGCGCUGCCUGAUCUGGGGCCGCAAGCCCAAGGCCAUCGCCUGCGUGUACACGUCGGCCGACGGGCAGCGGCACCACAGCAAGCUGCUGGCCUCGGGCUUCUGGGGCCUGGCCCGCCACCUCAACUACACGGGCGACCUGCUGGGCAGCCUGGCCUACUGCCUGGCCUGCGGCGGCGGCCACCUGCUGCCCUACUUCUACGUGGUCUACAUGACCGUCCUGCUGACCCACCGCUGCCUGCGGGACGAGCACCGGUGCGCCAACAAGUACGGCGGCGACUGGGCGCGCUACACGGCCGCCGUGCCCUACCGCCUGCUGCCCGGCAUCUUCUAGACGCCUCCCGGGGCCUGCCCAGCAGCCGGGGGCCUCGGAGCCGGGCUGUGGGCCGCCCUCCCUCCCCACUCCAGAAGCCUCGUCUCGUCUGCAAACUGCGAAGCACCUGGCGUGUUUCUGGCCUCGUAAAUGUCAGCGUGUCCCUUCCCGGGCCCGGAGGCUGCAGCGCCCGCGGCCAGCUUUCUCUGUCCGGAGCUCCAGGCCGGGGGGCUGACCGCCUCUCCCGCGGUCUGUGGUUGCUCCGCUGCGUGGGCCUGUGGCCUGGGACGCCGUCCGGCCCUGGUCCGGACGGAGGUGGCUCUUGCUGAUUAUGGGGGGAAGGCACGCCCGUGACCGUUUCACUGCUUUAGCCCCAGCGCCGCCCGGGCACCUGCCCUGGGCAGUGGGCUGCUCCCUCUGCGUCUCGUGCAGCCAACACGGCGCUGAACGGUGGUGGAGAGGCUGAGGAAGGGCUCCCAGGCCAGGGGUGCCCUUGGCUUCCCGUGUGGCUCACGCCUGCCAGGGGUGCGGUGACACAGAGCCAGGGCGGGUGCCCAGACCCAAAGUGAGGCCCAGUUGCGGCCGAGGCUCCCAGUGCCCGACGCCCUCUGGCGCCUGCCCUCCGGGAGGGCGUUUCCAGCUCGCUCGGACUGGCUCGGGCACCCACCACAUGGGGGCCUCCCCGGGCCUCCAACGAGGUGUGACCCCGGCCUCGGGCAGGGCACCCCCUCUCCAGUGAGCACACUCUCCCUGGGGUGUUCUUGAAACUUGGCGUCCCUGCCUUAGUAGAUAAUGAAUUCUUUAUAUUAAACUUUCCAGAUCAAA